AUUUGCGGCAUCGACCUCGGCACGACGAAUAGCGCCGUCGCCAUCGUCCGCGACGGCCGCGCGGAGAUCGUGCCGUGUCAAGGCCUUCGCACGAUUCCGUCCGUCGUCGCCCUCGGCCCCGACGGCGCGGUGACGGUGGGCGUAGAGGCGAAGAAAAGAAUGCAAAAGGAUUCGCGCAACGCGCUGCACAGCGUGAAACGGUUCAUCGGACGAAAGUACAAAAAAUGCAAGGCGCAGGCGAAAGACGUGCCGUACAGGGUCGUCCCACACCCCGAGACGAAGUUUGCGGCGAUCGCGGCGGUGGAUGAGAGCGGGGAAGAGUACUUGGUGCUACCGGAGGAGGCGAGCGCGCACGUGCUGCGAACGCUGUUGGACGCGGCGGAGGCCGAGUUAGGAACGACGAUCGAUAAGGCGGUGAUAACGGUGCCGGCGUACUUUGAUGAUUUGCAAAUGGAAGCGACGACGCGCGCGGGACAUCUCGCGGGGUUGAACGUCGUGCGGUUGCUGAAGGAACCCGUCGCCGCGGCGUUGGCGUACGGCGUGGACGUGGACGAAGACGAAACCGUCUUCGUGUUUGAUCUCGGGGGAGGGACGUUCGACGUGAGCGUGCUGGAGGUGGGCGGUGGAACCGUGGAGGUGUUAGCCACGGGUGGCGACCCAAACUUAGGCGGGGACGACUUUGAUCGCAUCAUCGCGGUUUGGCUCGCGUCCGAG
Ostreococcus lucimarinus CCE9901 is the source of this 714-nucleotide messenger RNA. RefSeq lists its product with no specific name. Gene Ontology annotation, molecular function: ATP binding; ATP-dependent protein folding chaperone. The record is from RefSeq and is a predicted model, not a curated record. The annotation marks the transcript as partial. The transcript has a single exon. Lineage: Eukaryota; Viridiplantae; Chlorophyta; Mamiellophyceae; Mamiellales; Bathycoccaceae.